CAUUAUUUAAAGGACUAGCUCUUUCCUCCUCAAUAUUCAGACACCUUGGGAAUAUCAUCCAUAACGGAAUUAUUUUAUUUUUUUCCUAUAAAGCGUUCAAGGCUGAGGAAACAUCAUCCUACACAUUAUAUAUACGCAGCUUUUUUCUUCUUCAUUCUGGCUCUCUCUUCUCGCUCGUUUUAUAUACAUUAACCUUCAUUAACCAUGUCGAUGUGGUUUGAUGUACUUCAUAUAUUAGGCAUUCUGUCGUUGAGCUGCUGCACUUUUGGAUCUGAAUUAAAUGUUCCAACACCAAUUAGCUGUGGAACUCGGGCGGUUGACCUACCAGACACACGUCAGCUGGUGCUUUGCCCAGCAAACUGCACUCUGUGGAGUCUGUCAGUGUUCGGCUCAGGAGUAUAUGCCUCUAUUUCCAGCAUCUGUGGAGCAGCAAUACACAGAGGCAUCAUAAGUCUAUCAGGUGGACCUGUGGAGGUUCACAGACUGCAAGGCAGGACAAACUACCUCAGCUCUUACGCUCAUGGCGUCCAGUCUCAGUUCCUGUCACAAUGGACCUCAUCUUUCACUGUGGCCAGAACAAUUAGCUUGCCUUUGGAAGUGUCCAGCCAAACAAGUAGUUCUGUCACAGCUGCAUCUGGAGCAGCCAAGAAACCAGUCAAAAAACCUGUAAAGAAACCUCCUCCAACAACAGAAAACAGAGAUUGCCCCGUGGAUAUGGCUUUGCUGAUAGAUAGCAGUUACAACAUUGGAAAGCGCCGGUUCAACUUGCAGAAGAACUUUGUCAGUAAGCUUGCAAUGAUGCUGAAGGUGGGAUCACCAGGACCUCAUGUAGGAGUGGUGCAAACCAGUGAGACACCUCGAACUGAAUUCUACUUGACUAACUAUACUACAGCCAAAGACGUGACUUUUGCCAUCAAAGAGAUUCCAUACAUUGGGGGCAAUACAAAUACAGGUAAGGCUAUAUUACACACUGUGAGGAACUUCUUCAAUCCGGAUUUCGGUGUUCGGAGAGGGUACCCAAGGGUCAUUGUGGUGUUUGUCGAUGGGUGGCCCUCUGAUAAUGUGGAGGAGGCGGCAGUUUUGGCCAGAGAGUCUGGCAUAAAUGUGUUCUUUGUGUCUGUGGCCAAACCUGCCCCCGAGGAGAUGAGCAUUGUGAGCGAUCAAGACUUCAUGAGAAAGGCAGUGUGCAAGGACAAUGAGUUCUUCACCUUCACCAUGCCCAGUUGGAUUGGAACCAACAAGUUUGUGAAGCCACUUGCUCAUAAACUUUGCUCCAUUGAUCAGAUGGUCUGCAGCAAGACCUGCUAUAACUCUGUGAACCUGGGCUUCCUGAUUGAUGGCUCCAGCAGUGUAGGUGAUGGAAACUUCCGGCUAGUGCUUGACCUUCUCGUCUCCAUUGCACGCAACUUCGACAUCUCUGACAUUGGGUCUCGCAUCGGUGCCAUCCAGUUCACCUACGAUCAAAGGAUGGAGUUCAAUUUCAAUGACCACACAACGAAAGACGAUGCUCUGAGGGCCCUGCAGAACAUCCCAUACAUGAGCGGAGGCACCGCCACUGGAGAUGCCAUUAACUUUGCUGUGCGAAGUCUCUUCAAACCCCGCACAGGCUCUGGAAAGAAGUUCCUCAUUAUCGUCACUGAUGGACAAUCUUACGAUGAUGUAAGAGGGCCGGCUAUGGCCGCCCAGAGAGAGGGAAUUACCGUGUACACGGUUGGUGUGGCUUGGGCUCCGAUGGAAGAUUUGAGGGCAAUGGCGUCCGAGCCCAAAGAGAGCCACGUGUUCUUCACUCGCGAGUUCACCGGCCUCGCGCAGUUCCAGCAGCCCAUCUUACGAGGGAUCUGCAGGGACUUCACAGAAUACAAUUAAAGUGCAACUGUCUGAGUGACAGAGAGAAGGAAAGAGAAAGAAAGAAGUAAAGGGCGAGCGCAAUUAAAAGAACAUUAUUUGUAUUAUUUAGAGUUUUGUUAUACAUAGAACAAGUGUGACCAGCGCGUGCGUGUGUGUGUGUGUGUGCGCGUGCGUUUAACUACACUGCAAAGCAGUGAUGGGCUUUGAAUUGUAUUUGCACGGUUUUCAGCUUUAACGGUAUUGGUGUGUCUGACGAUACAAAGGAUUGAUACAUCUUAUCUUAGAACGUUAUCACACAGUAUUGUACGUCAACCUCUCUGUAUUGUGGACUAUGUAAUAAUUUUGUGAUUUGUAGCCUUUUUCAUUAUGUUCCUGUUAAAAAAAAACAACAACAACAUUAUUUUACUUCUUUUGGCAAGUCUGUUUGCCUGCGGAGGGGUCACGGUAACAAAAGGCUCUUAUUCAUAUCGGGACUUGAAGAUUCUUUUCCAGUUACACUUAGUUGAGGGCAAGAUGGGGAAGGUGACCAGAAAACAGCUCUGAAGAGGUUUAACAGUGAAACAGCACCCUCCAACGCCUUCUGUCGGCAGUAUGGAUCACUAGACUUCUGGAUGCAUCUCUUUCCUUUUUAUUUAUCUCAAUAAAUCAAUGUUUGCUAAUUCAUACCAUUACAUAAGUAGAUCUGGGUUAUAUAAUAAAACAAUAUGGUCCUUCCCAGAGGUACCAAACAAUAUACAAGCACUGUACAACAUUCACAAACACUCUUUCAGUCACACAUUUUCACAAAGUCAUGUUAUGUCAGAGUGAGAUAUUAGAAUUAGCAGUUUUAAAUCUUAUAUAUCAUUUUUUCUUAUACUUUUAAUGUCACCUACUUUUUCUGUGUACCCUUCCAUAUGCAUGCUUUACUGCCUCACACAAUGAUGUCAGAGGUGGGAGCAUCAAAGUGCUUGUACAUUUGUUUAUAAUUUAUUACUUUUCUCAAUAAAGGACAAGGUGUUUUUACAACUUU
Molecule: messenger RNA, 2857 nt
Organism: Myxocyprinus asiaticus (Chinese sucker)
Lineage: Eukaryota; Metazoa; Chordata; Actinopteri; Cypriniformes; Catostomidae
Gene: coch
Product: coagulation factor C homolog, cochlin (Limulus polyphemus)
Exons: 13
Coding region: 205-1866 (553 amino acids)
Source: RefSeq, a predicted model, not a curated record